This is a messenger RNA of Frankliniella occidentalis (western flower thrips), 1307 nucleotides long. Its product is annotated as putative GPI-anchor transamidase. Gene Ontology annotation, biological process: proteolysis; attachment of GPI anchor to protein; protein localization to cell surface. The record is from RefSeq and is a predicted model, not a curated record. The transcript has 8 exons. Gene Ontology annotation, molecular function: GPI-anchor transamidase activity. The coding region runs from base 129 to 1193 and encodes 354 amino acids. Gene Ontology annotation, cellular component: GPI-anchor transamidase complex. NCBI's taxonomy places the organism in Eukaryota, Metazoa, Arthropoda, Insecta, Thysanoptera, Thripidae.
UCUGAGCGAUAAAAGCUCCACCCGAAACCGGCUCCGUAGCUGCCGACAGACGACUGACAGAGAUAAUCGGAUGUUUCUGUUUUGUUCGUAGAAAGAAAUUUAGUGUUCCUCUAAAACUCUUUUACGAGAUGAUUUUAAAGCUUAAAAUUGUUCUCUCGCUGUUACUUUUAAGCUUUAAAUUAUGUUUCAGCGAGAAAGCUAUUGACUCAAGGAUACCGGAGGGUUUCCAGAAAGGCACCCAUACUAAUAAUUGGGCGGUGCUCGUUGAUACAUCAAGAUUUUGGUUCAAUUACCGGCAUGUAGCCAAUGUUCUUUCAAUUUACAGGAGUGUGAAGAGACUUGGUAUUCCUGACAGUCAGAUUAUACUUAUGGUUGCGGAUGACAUGCCCUGUAAUCUGCGAAACCCACGUCCAGCGACAGUGUUCAACAAUGCUAAUGAGCACAUCAAUGUUUAUGGGGAUGAUGUUGAAGUUGACUAUAGAGGCUAUGAGGUCACUGUUGAAAAUUUCCUCCGGUUGCUAAUAGGAAGACUUCCUCCUGGCACACCGAGGUCAAAACAAUUGUUGUCUGAUGAAGGCAGCAAUGUUUUGGUGUAUUUGACAGGCCAUGGUGGUGAUGGCUUUUUAAAGUUCCAAGAUUCUGAGGAAAUUUCUAGUCAAGAACUGGCAGAUGCUGUCGAGCAGAUGUGGCAAAAACGAAGAUAUAAUGAAAUGUUUUUUGUCAUUGAUACGUGCCAAGCAUCAUCUAUGUAUGAUAAGAUGUAUUCUCCAAAUGUCUUAGCAGUGGCAAGCAGUUUAGUUGGUGAAGAUUCAUUGUCUCACCAUGUUGAUCCAGCCAUAGGUGUAUACAUUAUUGACAGAUACACAUAUUAUGCUUUAGACUUUUUGGAAAGAGUAGAACCAGAUAGCCGAAAGACUUUAGGAGAAUUUUUGAAAGUUUGCCCCAAACGGUUAUGCAUUUCAACUGUUGGAGUCCGUCGUGAUUUAUUCAGAAGAAACCCGGACAAGGUUCUUAUAACAGAUUUCUUUGGUGCUGUAAGGCCUGUAGAAGUUGUUGCUGGAAUGGAUACAAAUUGGCCUUUAAAGGCAGAUGGAGGACUUCAAAAUAGCUCAAUUGAUACUUCCUACAAGAAACCACUACAAACAUCAGCAGUGAAGUUUGUGUAUGCUCACCAGUUUCCUCCAAAUUCUUAAGAUGUGUGUUCUAUGAUAUUUUUUUAUUUUUUGUGAAAACACCAAUUGUGAUAAAGCAUUCGUACCAUAGUGUAAUAUUUGUUUAAAAUAAACCAUCUCUAUAAGAGUUGAAAA